Molecule: messenger RNA, 873 nt
Organism: Lachancea sp. 'fantastica'
Lineage: Eukaryota; Fungi; Ascomycota; Saccharomycetes; Saccharomycetales; Saccharomycetaceae
Source: the annotation of a GenBank genome assembly
AUGUCUCUGCUAUUGAGCGGCUGGAACAGACGGUUGAUUACAGUUCGGAAUUAUCGCGAUGAGCUUGACCGAUUUCCAAGUAUUCAGUCGAAUAAAUUGAUUGUUUAUUUCACUAACUUUACAUAUAAAAUCUUGAACUUUGAGAAAGUCAUCAAGAAUAGCAGUUCUCGCUACUUCAACACACUGUUUUACGCUCCGGGGUUGCGUUACAAUAGAUCAUUCACAAUGACUACAACUUCUGUGUGGAAACCCGAGGAUCACGUACCGCAAGAGGUCAAAGAUCUUCUUUCCAGCUCUGAUCAAAACCAUGUUUUGGCUUUUAUGCAUGUGGUAGAAUUACUCAAGGUUCAAAAACGUACAGGUUGGUUGGACCACAACAUCAAAGAGUGCGAGAGCAUUGCUGACCAUAUGUAUCGUAUGGGUAUUACAAGUAUGCUCAUUACGGACCCUGCUGUCAACAGAGAUAAAUGCGUGCGUAUCGCUAUGGUGCACGAUAUUGCCGAAUCUCUGGUGGGUGACAUCACGCCUUUUGAUCCUGUGGGAAAGGAAGAAAAGCACUUACGGGAAUUGGCUACGAUCAAUUAUCUGUGCGAAGAACUAGUCAAACCGUACAAUCCAGUUGCCGCGCAAGAGAUUUUGGACGAUUGGCUCGCGUAUGAAAAUAUAGGCUCUUUGGAAGCCAGAUACGUCAAGGACAUUGACAAGUUCGAAAUGCUAGUCCAAUGUUUCGAAUACGAAAAGAGAGCAGGCGGAAAGCGAGACUUGAAUCAGUUCUGGGAUGCCAUCAAGAGCAUCAAGACCGAGGAAGUACAAGGCUGGGCCCGUAAUCUAGUCCAAAAGCGCGAAGCUUUUUACUCUAAUCUGAGCAAUUGA